AUGCCGACUCUCGCUUUGAUCAACUUUAACAUCGUCUGUGCGACGCUCGGGGGCUUUGUCUCUCUCUUCGGACUGGUAUCUUACCUGUGCAAGGAGCGAUUCUACCUGUCCGAGGCCCUAAUCUCGCUUCUCGCGGGCGUCGCAUUCUCUCCACAUGCAGCCAAUUUCAUCCGCCCAGAUGAUUAUGCCUUGCACUCCGAGGAGAACCUCGAGGCUAUCACUCUGCACUUCACCCGUCUAGUCCUAGGCGUGCAGUUAGUCCUCGCAGGCGUCCAACUCCCCAAACGCUAUCUCCAAAUCGAAUGGCGGAGCUUAUCGCUUCUCCUCGGUCCCGGCAUGGCUGCAAUGUGGUUAUGCAGCAGUCUAGUUAUCUGGGCCAUGGUCCCCAACUUCAAGUUUCUCCAUGCACUGAUCGUCGCCGCCUGUGUGACACCCACUGACCCGGUCUUGUCCAAUUCUAUUGUUAAGGGCAAGUUUGCGGACAAGCAUGUUCCGCGUCCGCUGCAGCGGAUCAUUGUGGCCGAGUCUGGUGCUAAUGAUGGUCUGGGGUAUCCUUUUCUUUUCUUUGGCAUCUACUUGCUUAAGUAUGUUGGCAUGGAUGGUGAAGGGUAUUCUGGAUGGGCGGGGAAGGCGAUGGGUCAGUGGUUCUUAGAGACUUGGCUGUAUACUAUCAUUUUGAGUGUGGCGUAUGGCAUCGUGGUUGGUUGGCUGUCGCGAAAGCUUCUCCACUGGGCGGAGGAGAAGCGUUAUGUUGACCGCGAGAGUUUCUUGGUUUUUGCCAUUGCGCUUGCCCUCUUCAUUGUAGGAACUUGCGGUCUUAUCGGCACUGAUGAUCUUCUCGCAUGCUUUAUUGCGGGUAAUGUAUUCACGCAGGAUGAUUGGUUCCGCCUCGAAACAAUGGACGACUCUCUCCAACCAACUAUCGACAUGCUUCUCAAUCUGGCAGUCUUCAUGUGGUUUGGCGCCGUCUGCCCGUGGUCAUCCUUCUUGAACAACGACAUCAUCCCAAUCUACCGCCUUAUUUUCCUGGGAAUCCUAAUCUUGCUGGUCCGCCGGAUGCCAAUCAUCUUCGCGAUGCACAAGUACAUCCAUCAAAUCGAGCACAUCUCCCACGCAGCAUUCGUUGGAUUCUUCGGCCCGAUCGGCGUCGGCGCUGUCUUCUACCUCUCCAUUAGCCGAGAAUUCCUCCGGGAAAUCACAGUCGAUGGCAAAGUCCGCGAGGAUGCCCAGCAAGUCAUGGAUACCAUCAACGUCGUAGUGUGGUUCCUAGUGAUCUGCAGUAUCGUCGUCCACGGUCUAUCCGUCCCCGUCGGAAAAGCUGGCUACAACCUCCCACGCACCAUCUCCAGCGCUAUUAGUACUAGUACUGUUGAUGAGCCGGAGCCAGUGCCCAUUUCGAAUAUCCGUCACACGCACAGUACCGCGACGCCCCGGGGCAAUCUUUCCGGACCGAGUCACCGGUCUCGUAAGCGUGGUUACCAGCGUGAAUCGCCUCACCCACCGUUGUUCCGUGUUGGUCGUUCUGUGAUUCGUUCACGUUCGCCUGAUAGACAGCUUGGUGUGGGAUCACUCGAUGAGCCCGAGCGCCCUGUUAACCUCGUCACCCAUGAGACCGUGGUUGGCGGGAACGAAGGGGAGCGGGGCUCGUCGAGUUCGGCGUAA
Molecule: messenger RNA, 1662 nt
Organism: Penicillium cataractarum
Lineage: Eukaryota; Fungi; Ascomycota; Eurotiomycetes; Eurotiales; Aspergillaceae
Product: putative Na/H antiporter
Exons: 5
Coding region: 1-1662 (553 amino acids)
Biological process (GO): regulation of membrane potential; proton export across plasma membrane; sodium ion export across plasma membrane
Cellular component (GO): plasma membrane
Molecular function (GO): sodium:proton antiporter activity
Source: RefSeq, a predicted model, not a curated record